AUGACGGAGAAUGAUCUCCCUGAAGGUGAUUGGCAAUGCAGUGAGUGCAAGAGACCGUCGCGCUUCGACGCAUAUUCUGUGACGGUGGCUUCCGAAAAAACUAUGCAGGACAAGUGUCUGAAGAUUGUUCAGUGCUUGAAGUCGCAUCCGUUCUCAAAGCAGUUCCUCUCCCCUGUGGAAAACAUCCCGAUGUAUACGCGCGUGGUGAAGCAACCGAUGGACUUGUCUACAAUUGAGAACAAGCUGAAGAAGGGUGCGUACGUUUUGGAUAGCAACACUCUAGCGAAUGGCGUCAAAGAGUUGGAUGCGACGCAUUUUGCCAACGAUGUUCGACUGAUGUGGUCAAACUGCAAGAUUUUCAAUGACGAUGGAUCAGGCAUCACGCGGGCAGCCGAUAUUUUGUCAGUUGGCUUUGAACGUCUGUACAAGGAAUCCACCGCACCACCACUGACAGCACAAGAUGGAUGUUGA
Molecule: messenger RNA, 471 nt
Organism: Peronospora matthiolae
Lineage: Eukaryota; Oomycota; Peronosporomycetes; Peronosporales; Peronosporaceae
Source: the annotation of a GenBank genome assembly